AACACCCGUUGCCUUUUGGAAUGACGUGUCAAGAAAGUGCCGGAAGCUUUCAGUCUGUCCAAAAUGGCUUACCAGACUCUACAACAGGAGUACUUACAGAUCCCUGCUGUUACCAGGGCAUAUACAACCGCCUGUGUACUCACAACUGCUGCAGUGCAACUAGAGAUCAUCACACCAUUUCAGCUAUACUUCAAUCCGGAUUUGAUUCUAAAGAAUUACCAGGUAUGGCGACUAAUAACCAACUUCCUGUUUUUUGGUCCAGUUGGCUUCAAUUUCCUGUUCAAUAUGAUUUUUCUGUACAGAUACUGUCGUAUGCUAGAGGAGGGCUCUUUCAGGGGACGCACAGCUGACUUUGUCUUCAUGUUCCUCUUUGGUGGACUUCUGAUGACUAUAUUUGGCACUUUUGUGAGUCUGGUGUUCCUGGGCCAAGCCUUCACUAUCAUGCUGGUGUACGUGUGGAGUCGGCGAAACCCGAACGUUCGCAUGAAUUUCUUUGGCCUGCUGAAUUUCCAGGCACCCUUUCUUCCCUGGGUGCUGAUGGGAUUCUCACUUCUGCUGGGCAACUCCAUCAUUGUGGAUCUUUUAGGUAUCGCUGUUGGUCAUGUGUACUUCUUUCUGGAGGAUGUUUUUCCCAACCAGCCAGGGGGUGGAAGGUGGCUCAAGACCCCAUCUAUCAUAAAGAUGCUGUUUGACACACCAGAGGAAGAUGCCAACUACAACCCCCUGCCUGAGGAGCGCCCAGGAGGGUUUGCCUGGGGAGAGGGACAACGCCUUGGAGGUUAAAUAUGACCCCAGAUCGUCCCUGAUCGCCAGAUCAAUUCCAAGGACAAUUCCUCUAGAGAGAUGACGGGGACAAACAUGGUCUGGUUUUGACUUGUCUGUUUAGUUCGGGAUGAAGAAUGCCAAACAACCAGAGCUGGUUUGGAGAUAACCGUCUGUUGUUUUUGCGUAUGGGCUCAAGUCAUCCCCAGAAACUCUUCUUGAUGCUCUAAGACUAUUGAGAGAACACAAGCUUCAGAUUGAAUUCUGGGCUUUUGGUGCUCGGGUGAUGUUUGUCUUCAUCUUAAAAAAUAAAAAUAUAUUGAUAAAAACGUGAAAGAGACAAAAAUGACAGCAGUGAAAUAGCUAAAUGAAUUUAUUCAGAUGGUGAGUGCAUUUUUUUCUCAUUUCACUUUAAAAAUUAAUAAAUGUGUGUGGCAAAUGAUGCUUUGGUUUUAUCUCUUUGAACUGUAGUAGUACUGCUUGAAACCAAAGACGUCUCAACAAAUUAGAUUAAUUGAUUCAUGCAAAUAACGUUAGGGUCAGUAGAAAGGAUCCUGUAACUUCAUUCUCUGUACACAGCAGGCCAUUGUAGUAUACUAAUAUCAAGAUUUGUACUAUGUCCUCAACUUCAGCUUUUUAUCCACCUUCAGUUAGGUUAAGUUUUCACAGCUGUACUUUUUAUCUAAUUUAAUACAAACAGCCUUGUAUCAGAUACAUGUAGACAUAUACCAAAAGUCACAAACGGUGAGUCUUGCCUAUUAUAUGUAUGUGACAAUACUUCUGGCUUAAUAGAUUUUGCACACAUUUAGAAUUUUUUUAUGUGACCAUGUGAUCCGAUUUACUGGCCCAGCAAAUGCAUUAUAAAUCGGGGUAAUGUUUGGCCUGUUUGUUGCUCUUGAGGAGGGAUAAAAAAAGAUGAUGUCAAGAUGUCAAAUUAAUAGUAGGAUUGAAAAACUUGUUGGAUUAUGCUUGCACUGGAUCAAAAAACACAUACCACAUA
Messenger RNA from Sander lucioperca (pikeperch), 1762 nucleotides. It is a transcript of the gene derl2, whose product is annotated as derlin 2. The record is from RefSeq and is a predicted model, not a curated record. The coding region runs from base 64 to 783 and encodes 239 amino acids. The transcript has 7 exons. NCBI's taxonomy places the organism in Eukaryota, Metazoa, Chordata, Actinopteri, Perciformes, Percidae. Gene Ontology annotation, molecular function: misfolded protein binding; ubiquitin-specific protease binding. Gene Ontology annotation, biological process: endoplasmic reticulum unfolded protein response. Gene Ontology annotation, cellular component: Hrd1p ubiquitin ligase ERAD-L complex; endoplasmic reticulum membrane.